CUGAUUGAAGUGGGUGAUUAUGUCCUCUCUUAAAAAAUCGUUUAUCUGCCUUUUUGUCUUUCCUGAACUUGGGGAAGGGAUUUGCACACGUUCGGUUAUCUUCGAGCUCCUCUCAACAGUCUUUAAGUUUUAAUUUAAGCUUCACCAAUUGCAACAGAGCUGGCCAACACCUGCCUCACCGAGUCUUGUCUAUUAUGUAGAAAUCCGUGGUGUCCCUCCGUUGACUAGAGGAUUGUUUAUGACAGACAUAAAUAAGUAAACAAGUAAGCAAUAACCUGAAUAUUCCAUUCCAGUUUAAGCCAAAAUACCAAAAGUAAAGGUAGCAGCUUACAUGGUGAGAAGAUAGAAGCUAUGUAGCAGUUAUGAGCUGGAAUGGGACAUGAUAUUAAAAAUGGCCAGCCUGUAUUUCCAGUGGGAUACACCCAAGUCUCGCUGCUGUGCGGUGCCAUAAUUCCAGCCUUGUUCUGUUUUUGGUUUUGUGUGUGUUUUGCUGUCAUUGAAGUCCUGCUGUCCCUUUUGAGCCCCGAUGUCUCAUAACUCUUGACGUUGAGCCUGGCACGUACAUCAUGACUUGCCAGCCCUUAUCCGUGACUGCAGCCUCUGCUUCCAAGAGAUAAAUACUCGCACAUCAUAAUGGCGUAGUCCAAUUUAACAGAACAGGGCUUCGGAGCGCUGUGGACUGCGUUGACAUUCCUUUGACAUUUUAACCAGAUGUCUGCGUGGAUGGAGUGACGCAUAACGUAAACACGGCUUCAGGCAGUCCUGCUAAGCCCGAGCCCCCAAAGUCCUGCUUUGAUGUCACAUCACCACCCUCAGGACUCUCAGAAAAUGAAAGCAGAUCCAAAGCCCCAGCAAGCAUUUCCACGUAUUCAUCCGUGAGCGCAUGGCGCCGGAAGAGCACCCGUGCACUCGUUUCCUGUUUUGUAAGUGAAGCCAAAAAAAAAAGUGUUGGCUGGUCCCCUUAAAACUGAGGACUGGUGGCUUUGAAAGCCUCUGCAGACAACAGCACCACGGGAGCGACACACUUCGCACCCCAACACGCCACGAGCAGUACCAGCACAAUGUGUGACUUGUACAGCUCCAUCGCCAUAGUAACAUUGCUUGGAAGUGUCAGGUGUGAAGAAGCAGACCCCGUACCGGUGCAGGCUCAGGCUCGCGUGACAGCCGGAGAGCGACACCUCUUCUCUGGGGAAGACAUACAGCUUGCAUGCAGUGUGCCUGAGGACCCUCUGUCCGGCUGGAGGUACCAGUGGUUCUUGAACGGCGUGUUGGUGAGCUCCUCCGAGGUGUACGACCUGAAGGACACCCAAGUCCUGCAGACGGGAGGCUACACAUGUCUGGGGGAGAAAGACAUCGACGGCUGGCCUUAUGUGAUGAAGUCCCUUCCCAGCGACGUGCUGAAUGUGCACGUGGACGGUGGUUGGGUCCUUCUGCAAACCCCGACCGAGCCACUGGUUAUUGAGGAAGUGCUGAACCUGACCUGCCGUGUCCGUGACGACCCCCUGCUGAUGGAGGUGACCUUCUACAAGGGUGACGUAAAGAACUGGAAACAGAAAGACAAAGACCUGGUUUUUCCCAGAGUCUCACUGGAGGACCAAGGCAGUUACUGGUGCAAGGCCACCUGGGUCCAGGGCUAUGUGUACCACUCUGGCCAGUCCCUGCCUGCUUCUGUAACCGUGUUGGACAAACUGACCAGUCCAGUCCUGGAACUUGAGCCCGGCCGGACGGUCGUAGCGGAAGGAAGCUCCAUGGUCCUGAAGUGUUCCACUCAGCUACACGCCAGAGAACAGGGCCACGGCAUAGAAUACUACUACAUGAAAAAUGGCACCAGGCUGGGACCCGCAUCGUCCCGGGACACGCACACCAUCCAAAGUGCGGUGAAGGACGACACAGGUGUCUACACCUGCAAAGUCCGUGUGAGGGCUCUGAACCUGGAGAGAUGGAGCAAUGAGCUGAAGGUGGAGGUUAAACCACGCGAUCGGCCCAAACGGCGCUGACGAUGAAAGUCCCCAUUUUUUUAUUGCUUGUUAGGGGUUUUUAUUUCUAUUUUAUAGAAUCGCAAUAAAACUCCCUUUUGUGCACUCCCUUCAUGUCCUUCUGGAAAUGUGUAGCGUAACAGGAUCGUGUAUGUGCUUGAUUAGGGUUGAAAAUAAAUUCUAGAAGGAGACUUUAGAACAGAUGCAAAUAUUUCUGCUUAGAAAUCCCAUUUCACCAGUCCAUAAGUAAUUGGACAAUGUAGUUUACUGUAGUCCAGUAAACCAAGCAGAAUUUUCACUUUAAAAUGAAGAUCUCUACAUCACUAUCCAAGAUCCAUUAUCCACUGAUACAUGUUUGAACCACUGACACAGCAACAAACAUCUGGUCAAGAAAUGACCAAGGGCCCUUAAAAUGGAUUUUGUAUUCUGCACCUGAAACUCACAAUUAUUGUUUCAUUUCUAAUAAGAGCCAAAUCAGCUUUUUAUUAAUAUUGUAAUAAAACACAUGUGCUACAUAUGCUGUGCACAUUUUCACAAGGCAAAUAAGUGAUCACAAUGAAAAUCACAGUUUGAGUUAGAUUAAAACUCUUAACGCACUUCUCAACUGCUUGAAAAUGACAAAGACUAUAUUUGAUGGCGUCUUCUUUUACAGGAGAAGCAUCUGUUUUGGAAGGAUUUACCUGCACAGGAGGCAGGAGGAAUUUAUUUCCCUUUCAAACAACAAUGGAAAUUUUUUUUGGUAGGGGGAGGAUUUGUUAAUUAAUUUGUUUGCCUGUUUGCUAUGUGCCAGACGUGAAAAACCAGAAAUUCAACUAUUCAGCUUUUCUCCAACCACAGAGACACAUGUAUACACUAAAGCACUACAGUAAUGCAGUAAUACUUUAGUAUUUUCACAUCCAGUUCACUGGUAGUGGAAUAUAGAUUUUAUACAUCAAUGUGAUUGAGAAUGUGUUUUUGUUUUUUUUUAAAGGGUUUGGAAUCGGAGUGUUAUUUGUCAUUUUCCAAGACAGAGGAUUAAUGCAGAUCCUAUUUUCUGUUUGAUUUUAUUAUCUGAUUUAAAACUCAUAAAGCAAUACUGUUUUCUUUGGAAAAUUGUGUAUUUCACAAAUCAUAUUGUUACAAACGAUGAAUAAUAAACACACAACUUUGCUUCUA
Messenger RNA from Electrophorus electricus (electric eel), 3131 nucleotides. Its product is annotated as high affinity immunoglobulin gamma Fc receptor I-like. Gene Ontology annotation, biological process: cell surface receptor signaling pathway; immune response. The record is from RefSeq and is a predicted model, not a curated record. Gene Ontology annotation, molecular function: transmembrane signaling receptor activity. Gene Ontology annotation, cellular component: external side of plasma membrane. NCBI's taxonomy places the organism in Eukaryota, Metazoa, Chordata, Actinopteri, Gymnotiformes, Gymnotidae.